Messenger RNA from Cryptomeria japonica (Japanese cedar), 1712 nucleotides. RefSeq names its product voltage-dependent chloride channel 1, chloroplastic. The record is from RefSeq and is a predicted model, not a curated record. Gene Ontology annotation, molecular function: chloride channel activity. The coding region runs from base 107 to 1453 and encodes 448 amino acids. NCBI's taxonomy places the organism in Eukaryota, Viridiplantae, Streptophyta, Pinopsida, Cupressales, Cupressaceae. The transcript is spliced from 3 exons.
GCCUUUAUGCCAAAAAGUUGAGGCGGAAAAGGAUUCACAGUCGUGGAAGCAUUUGGUAGGGCACUCUUCCAAGUCGGUGAAGGGCGGUAGAAAAUCAGGAAGGACGAUGUCUGGAAUAAACAGAAAGGAAAUGGGCAAGAAUGUAGUGCAAAUAUCUCUGUGUGUUGGCGGAAGGGGCAGAGUGAGAGUGAGAGUGAUAAUGAGAAUGAUGGGCUUGGGAUGCGCUCAAAACUCCCACUUUUAUUUACACUUGUCUUCUCCCCCUGGUGUGCAGAUCUCGAGAAGGCAGAGGGUGAUCUGUGAUCAGAGAGCAACGAAUUACAUGGAGAAAUUGAAGGGGAGCGUGUGGAGAAUGGUGAAUGUAAUACCCGAGUGGGCGGAUGAAAUAAAGGAGAGGGGAAUGCAGCAACGGAGGGCGUUGUACAGCCACGACGACUGGCUCAAGCACCGGAGCUCCAAGCGCCACAUCAGGCACUGGCUCUCGAGCUUGUCGUCCAGAGUGAUCUUGUCGCUGGUGCCGCCAAUGUGCGUGGUGACAGUGUAUGCGGCGGCGGUGGCGAGUUACAACACCGGCGUGUCGAGCCACGUGUUGCCCGGGUUCAUGCCGUUGCUCCAUGCACCGACACUGCCAUCGGAGUUGGUGGCGCCGGCGCUCGCAUUGCUCCUUGUGUUUCGCACUGAGGCGUCUUACUCGCGCUACGAUGAGGGGCGAAAGACGUGGACCAAUGUCAUCUCUACUACCAAGGACUUUGCUCGCCAUGCCAGUGCAUGGAUCAGGAUUGAGAAUGGGGGUGGGACCCAUUCAACCCUGUCCUCUGACUUGCUCGCUUACAUCAUGGCAUUUCCUGUUGCCCUCAAGUGCCACAUAAUUCAUGGGUCGGAUGUUGAGCAAGACUUGGGAAGAUUGCUUUCAAAAGAGGAUUUGGCACUUGUUCUCUCUUCUCACCAUCGUCCCAAUUGUAUCAUCCAAUUUCUUUCAGAAUCUCUCAUGUACCUUCCCCUUGAUGACUCCAAGAAACAAGUUUUGGACUCUCAUAUUUCAGAGUUCAACGAGGCUGUGAGUGUGUGUGAGAGACUAAUCCGAUCACCAAUUCCUCUAUCAUACACACGAUUGACAUCGAGGCUUUUAGUGUUUUGGCAUCUAACGCUUCCAAUAAUCCUAUGGGAUGAAUGUCAAUGGAUGGUGGUCCCUGCUACACUCUUCAGUGCAUCAUCUUUGUUUUGUAUUGAGGAGGUUGGAGUCCUAAUUGAGGAGCCUUUCCCUAUCCUUGCACUAGAUAAGAUGUGUGCAAUAGUUCAUGAGAACAUCAUGGAAAUGUUAAAGUUUCACAACCGAGUUGAAGACCACCUUCGCCACAAGAUGGAUAGAUUACCCCUAAUAUCCUCAGAUUUUAACAACUUAAUCUCACCUCCAUCAUGUCUUUGCAUGGAGUCCCACAAGCAACCCUUUUAAAGUUAAUCUCCCAUUUUUUUCUUCAUAAUUUACCAUGAUUUGCACGAUGAAUUGAUGUCCCACAUACAACCCUUAUAAAGUUAUUCCCCGCUCUUCUCUCUUCAUACUUUACCAUGAUUUGCAUGGUGAAUUGUUGUUGACCUCUCCUACCCAUGAAUCAUGUAGAUAUGUAUUUCUUUAUCUAAUUAUAGAAUUAUGUAGACGGAUUUAAAUUAUAUUCUAUUUCCACAUAAAGAUCCAUAGUUUUCUUUUUUGGCUA